Messenger RNA from Diorhabda carinulata, 1926 nucleotides. RefSeq names its product T-complex protein 1 subunit gamma (gene CCT3). Gene Ontology annotation, molecular function: ATP hydrolysis activity; ATP binding; ATP-dependent protein folding chaperone. The record is from RefSeq and is a predicted model, not a curated record. The coding region runs from base 148 to 1800 and encodes 550 amino acids. Gene Ontology annotation, cellular component: chaperonin-containing T-complex. NCBI's taxonomy places the organism in Eukaryota, Metazoa, Arthropoda, Insecta, Coleoptera, Chrysomelidae. Gene Ontology annotation, biological process: protein folding. The transcript has 9 exons.
UUUAAUUAAUUUUGGACUUUUACUAUAUAAACCACGUAAUGAAACUUAUAACGAAAAGAAGAAGACUGCCUAGUGACAAUUUUGACAGCAAGGAGUUCCUGUAGAAUCUCGUGUUGAUUUAUAUCGAUUUAACUUCAAAAAAUUAAAAUGUUUGGGGGAGGAAGAGCGCCUAUUCUAGUUUUAAGUCAAAAUACUAAACGAGAAUCCGGCCGAAAAGUUCAGUUGGAGAACAUCAAUGCCGGGAAGCAAAUCGCCGAUGUUAUAAGAACAUGUUUGGGUCCCCAAGCAAUGUUGAAAAUGUUAAUGGACCCCAUGGGAGGUAUUGUGAUGACCAAUGAUGGAAAUGCUAUUCUACGAGAAAUCACAGUACAACAUCCUGCUGCUAAAAGUAUGAUAGAAAUUGCAAGAACACAAGACGAAGAGGUAGGUGAUGGUACUACUUCUGUAAUUGUCUUGGCAGGUGAAAUGUUAGCUGCUGCCGAACAAUUCUUGGAACAACAAAUACAUCCUACUGUUAUUAUUCGUCAGUACAGACAAGCACUUGAGGAUAUGGUUCAAUUAUUAGAAGGACCUUUGAGUGUUCCCAUUGAUAGAAACGAUAAAAAUGCCUUGGCAAAAGUGGUAAAUGGCUGCAUUGGUACGAAGUUUUUGAGUAAAUGGUCCGAUUUAGCAGUAAAUAUUGCGCUGGAUGCAGUAAACACAGUAUUACUAGAGGAGAACGGUAGAACGGAAGUUGACAUUAAAAGAUAUGCUAAAGUUGAAAAAAUUCCCGGUGGAUCAAUUGAAGAUUCUAAAAUUUUGAAAGGCGUCAUGCUUAAUAAAGACGUAACUCAUCCGAAAAUGAAAAGAUACAUUCAGAACCCGAGAAUUAUUCUUUUGGAUUGUGCUUUGGAAUAUAAAAAAGGAGAAUCUCAAACUAACGUUGAAAUAACCGCCCAAACGGAUUUCACUAAAUUAUUAGAACUCGAAGAGGAACACGUGAAACGUCAAUGUGAUGAAUUAAUUGCCCAUAAACCGGACGUGGUAUUUACAGAAAAAGGAAUUUCCGAUUUAGCUCAACACUAUUUAUUAAAAGCCGGAAUAUCUGCCAUUCGACGUGUCAGAAAAUCAGACAAUAAUAGAAUAGCGAGAGCUUGCGGCGCCACAAUAGUCAACAGAACUGAAGAACUACAAGAAAGCGAUAUUGGAACCGGAGCAGGUCUCUUCGAAAUCAAAAAAAUAGGGGAUGAAUAUUUUUGUUUCGUCAUUGAAUGCAAAAACCCAAAGGCCUGUACGAUCCUUCUAAGAGGAGCUAGUAAAGAUAUCCUGAACGAAACCGAAAGGAACCUCCAAGACGCCUUACAAGUCGCUAGGAACAUCGUUUUAUCUCCUCGUUUAGUACCAGGAGGUGGAGCUAUAGAAAUGGCCGUAGCGCAACGUCUCCUGCAAAAAGCAACGCACGGACCUUACAGAGCACUUGCACAUGCUUUAGAAAUUGUUCCUAGAACUCUAGCUCAAAAUUGUGGAGCUAACACGAUCAGAACAUUGACUGCUUUAAGAGCUAAACAUGCAAAUCAUACGGAUGCUAACAAACCUUGUACUUGGGGCAUAGAUGGAGAAACCGGGGAAUUAAUAGAAAUGGAUAAAAAGGAAUUGUGGGAACCAUUAGCCGUGAAACUCCAAACGUAUAAAACUGCUAUUGAAACUGCGAUACUUUUGUUGCGCAUUGAUGAUAUCGUAUCCGGAUCAAAGAAGAAUAGUGGAAAGGAACCCCCGACGCCCAGUCAGGUGCAGCAGCAAGAAGCUAAGGAAACCGAAUAAUAAGUUUUCGUUGUUUUUAUUUUCUUUAAUUAAUUAAUUUAAUUUUUUUUUGUUUGUAACACAAGCACCAGUAAGAUGAGGCUUGCGACGUUUCAUUUCCGCUAAUAAUAAACUUUUUUGCAAUUA